This is a messenger RNA of Neodiprion fabricii, 5191 nucleotides long. It is a transcript of the gene spas, whose product is annotated as spastin. The transcript is spliced from 7 exons. Bases 365 to 2587 code for a protein of 740 amino acids. Gene Ontology annotation, cellular component: microtubule cytoskeleton. NCBI's taxonomy places the organism in Eukaryota, Metazoa, Arthropoda, Insecta, Hymenoptera, Diprionidae. Gene Ontology annotation, molecular function: ATP binding; microtubule severing ATPase activity; ATP hydrolysis activity. The record is from RefSeq and is a predicted model, not a curated record.
GAACUUUUAGUAAUCCGGCAUUUCAACCCCGCCCCAUAUUUGGGUGAAUUUCGAAGAAUCAUGCGUGUUGAGACGGGGCGGCGCGCGUCGCGUGUAAUAAAUGUAUAUACGCACAUAUAAUAAAGUCUAUAAGGCAAAGCCACGAGUGGCCGUUUAAGUCUAAUCACCGUAAAUCGAACGGCGAAAUACAGUGGUUGAAAAUCUACUUGUCGGUCGGGGGGGGAGGGGGAUGGGGGGUUUUGGUGGUGUUGCGAAUUGUCAGGUGAAUAGAAAAGCGGCGUUAUUGCGUAAUCCGUUUCGCGAACAGCGAGAGCGGUGGUGGGGUUUGGUCGGUGGCUAUUUGAACCUUUGAUUUGAACAGGAAAUGUCGUACAGCGAUGGCGGGCGUUCGAUCCGCAAGUCGAGUACGAAGUCGCCGAAAAAAUUGCGAGUGAUAAAGAACGGCGACAGCGACAAGGUGACAACGACGACGAUAAGCUACCACCACCACCACCAUCACCACUCGGAGGGCCACGGCCCUCACCCUUCGAUUCACAAGCGGAAUUUGUACGUCGUCUCGUUCCCCCUGAUAUUCCUCUUCAACGUUCUGCGCACUUUGCUCUACCAGCUAUUCGUGAUAUUCAAGUACUUCUACACGUCGACCUCGCGGCUAUUCCUCAGGCGUAGCACCGCCAAUAUCGCCCACGGCAAAAAGAGCCUCAAGGCCAACUGUCACCUCGAGAUUGUCGUCGGUCAGCAGAACGCUGACGGAAACGAGAAAGAUAACCUCCUCAGCGUCGUCGACCCCGAAGCUGAACAGAUGUCCCAGAUUCCGAGACGCACCGCUGGUCCUGGACCCGGUGACCCUCUCCUCGCUAAACAGAAACACCACCACAGGAGGGCCUUCGAGUUCAUCAGCAAGGCCCUCAAAAUCGAUGAGGAGAACGAGGGUCAUAAAGAAAUGGCUAUCGAGCUCUAUAAAAAGGGUAUCGGUGAGCUGGAAAAAGGCAUAGCGGUCGAAUGCAACGGCGGACGUGGUGAAGUCUGGGAGAGGGCUCAGAAAUUGCACGACAAAAUGCGUGCUAAUCUUGCCAUGGCUAAGGAUCGGUUGGAUUUCCUAGCCAGUUUGUGCGAGCUGAAAAGACUGGGAAUAACGAACAAAGGAGGCUGCGCCGAAGACGCAGAUCGAGCUAGUGAACGUGGUGAAAAUCAUCCAAGGCUAAGACAACGCCUCGGGCCCCAAGCGACGCAAACAAAUAAAAACCCCACCACCACUACUCCUCACAACAGCAACAAUCACAGCCACCAUCCACAAAUUAGUUCUAAUAAUUAUCUCUCUAGUAGCGGGGCACAUUCGCAGACGUUACAUGUACCUGGUCAAAACACAUACAAAUACAUACAAAGGCCGCGAUCUCCAAAAAAUCAUUCCGCUCGACUGCCUGAAGCGUCUGGUAGAAAACUGGCGGUGCCUGGAAAGCGGGUGGCUGGAUCAGUGAUUAGCAAGAGUCAGACGCUGCCACGUAGCAUGGGAAGAUCGGCGCCGACUCUACCCUGCCAUCGUACGAUGCCGAUAAAGCCAUCCUCGACCCCGCCAUCAGUGAAACGACAAUUCUCUGUGCCGAGUAACGGGUCGCCUGUGAGAAGGCCUGGAACUCCUGGGGGGUCAGGAAGCAACAGAGGAACGCCAACGCGAAAGGCAUCCAUGCCGAAAGGCAUCGACCCGAAAUUGGCCCAGGUGAUCCUGGACGAAAUCCUAGAGGGUGGAACUGCUGUUCAGUGGGAAGACAUCGCGGGUCAAGAGACCGCCAAGCAAGCGCUGCAGGAAAUGGUGAUCCUGCCCUCAUUGCGUCCUGAACUUUUUACCGGUCUCCGCACGCCGUCCAGAGGACUCCUGCUGUUCGGCCCACCAGGCAAUGGGAAGACGCUGUUGGCGAGGGCGGUAGCAACGCAGUGCAACGCGACCUUCUUCUCGAUAUCGGCGGCGAGUCUGACUUCCAAGUACGUGGGGGAGGGUGAGAAGCUGGUCAGAGCGCUCUUCACGAUAGCUAGGGAGCUUCAGCCGUCCGUGAUAUUCAUCGACGAGGUUGACUCGCUGCUCAGCGAGCGGCGGGACAACGAGCACGAAGCCUCGAGACGGUUAAAGACCGAGUUUCUCGUCGAAUUCGACGGUCUGCCUUGCACCCCUGAGGAGCGCGUCCUUGUCAUGGCCGCUACCAACAGACCCCAAGAAUUGGAUGAAGCCGCUCUCAGGCGGUUCACCAAACGGGUCUACGUCACGUUGCCCGAUACACUGACGAGGGUUCUGCUUCUCAGGAGGCUUCUCAGCAAGCAUAGUAACCCCCUCACUCAGCAAGAACUUGAGCACCUUGCGCGACUCACGGAGGGAUAUUCUGGUAGCGAUCUGACUGGUCUGGCCAAAGACGCUGCGCUGGGACCCAUAAGAGAGCUGAAUCCGGAACAAGUGAAAGAACUAGAUUUAAACUUAGUGCGUAACAUAACGAUGCAGGAUUUCGUCGAUUCUUUGAAAAGAAUUCGUAGAUCUGUAUCGCCGACUAGUUUAGCCGCUUACGAAAAAUGGAGUUUGGAAUACGGCGACGUUAGUCUCUGAUUUAAAGUCGGCCCAAAAUCCGGGCCUUCUCUAUAGCCGUAGAAGAUGAAUGACGAAGAAGUACAGUGCCCGAGUAUCAAACCCGUUUCUUUCUCCCAUCGUCAUCACGUUUCGUCGAAUUGCUCAAUCAUCUAUACUUGUUUAGGAUAAUUAGUACCAUGAAUUUUAGGUGAGACUAUUAGAAGGAAGUAAAUAGAAAUAGAAAGUACGGGAUCACUUUGCCAUAGAGACUUGGAUCUAGUUUACGAACGUUCAAGUUCGGUCAUCUGUCGCAUGCCAUAUAUUUAUUUUUACUACAUAAUCUAAUACUGCUGUAAAACAAAAUUAAAAUUAAAAUGAAACAGAUAUUUUGCGCAGUCUUCAAAACUGCUAAUGACUUUUAAAGAUACUCUACUUCAGACUCUCGGAGACGAUAGUUGUUUCAAGAUAUGUGUAGACAUAGUAGGAACAUUGAGUCAUGCGCGUAAGUUUCGGUAGAAACGUUGGCUCUGCCAAAAGUAGAAAAGAACAGUUUGCUCUUUCAUUUGAGCUAUGCAAUUAGUUUUCACAAUUUGGCACAAUCGCUUGUCCACAUAAUUAUCACAUUAAUAAGUUAAGCUUUGCCAUGACACAAGAAGCGCGCAAUUUCAAAUGGUGAUCGAAUUCCUUACAGAAUUCACACAUAGCUCUGCCGCUAGCUAUUGUAAAAUUGAUACAACGAACUAAAGUAUACCUGCAAAGUAGAGUCGCAUGAACGCAAAUAUGAAAAAAUAUAAAGAAAAAACAGUUUCUUACAUUAGUUGCGAAUUAUUGUCGAAUCGAAGAAUAUGAAGAAGUGUUUCAGUUACCUGGAAUUAUGGUAUAACUUUACGUUUAAGAAUUACAAAAGAACUAAGUUCGCCAUGUAACCUUGUUGUUAGUAAUAAUAUUGUGAUAAAAUUUACAAACCAAUUUGAAUAAUCUUUUGGUUGUCGCUUCCAUGAAUUAAGAGAGAAUAUAUUAAUUAUUAAUAAUUAUAAUUUAUUAUAAUUCGCGUUGCGUUCCCCUCUUUCGUACGUUAAUGAGUUGAAAAAAAAAUAUUUUGUUACAUUAAUACCACGUUCAGCAUACGACUGCAGGUUGAGUUAUUGUUUGAACAAAAAUCUUGUUACCACACAACGACCCUUAUCUUUGAUUCGAGACUGAUGGGAAAAAAAUCUAUUUGUCCACGCUGUCUAUGAUUAUUAUAAACUAUUUAAAAGUUCAAGUUUAACUAUUUAACUCAUAAUAUUAUAUUAUUUAUUAUAUUUAUUAUUAUUAUUAUUAUUAUUAUUGAUUGUUUGAGUUAUUGAUUGAGAAAAGGCGACGUUAUGCAUGACGAUUAAUAUUAUAUAGGAUAAUUUCAUAGUGAUAAAUCUAUCUGUAUAAAUAUAAUUAUUAUGCAUUAAUACACUGGUGAAAGUGUGUCGCGUAUAACGAUUGAUUCAAGUGGAGAAAAAAAAAAUCAAAAAUUAACAGAGUUCAAUCCGGUUAGAUACAGCAAUUACAAGUGAACCAUAGAAACACAAUGAAACAUUAACCAGACACUGAAGAAAAUAUAAGAAAUUCUCAAGCUUCCCACUUGUGAUGCAAAGUUUAAAACAUUGCUUAGUAAUAGUUUUUAUAACGAGAAUGAUAAUAAUAGCUGUUAUAUAAUUUGUUGAAAAGAAGAGUCUUGCCUUCUUCGCAGUCUGUCCUUCCGCUAGACUUCCCACAUGCCUUCCUUCAAAAUCGACAGCUCCGAGCCUUCUUCGAACGAUCAUCCGAUUAUUUUGCUACUUUUAUAACUAAUUUUUAGCUACAUACUACUACUACUACUAAUAAUAAUAAUGAUAAUAAUAAUAUUAAUCUCGCGAUUGCUUAAUUAAUCAUUAAUUGGAUUAUUAAUUAACGUGUGUAACAACACAUCUUAGCGAUACAUUGAGAUGUGUAUUCAAACUACGCAACAUGCCACUCGGCAAAAUUGGUAAAAUUGUAUAUCCGAUCGCCUAAAUUUUCGCUAUCUCUCUCUGUCUUUUUCGUGAAAUCUGAGGAAAAAGACAAGAGAUCUAAGUGUAAGAAAUUAUAUCAAUAACAAUUGUUGUGGAACAGAGACGACAGAGAGGGACAAGAGAAGGACGUAAAAUUAUUGCACGAUACUAAAACAAGAACAGUGCGUCCGCUUCACACUGGCUUAGUAUGAAGUUCCAUUAAACGCUGCUUCCGAUGGCAACUUUAAUGUAAUAUACCUAAUAUCGUUAUGGUAUCCAAUGUCGCGAUUAUACCUAAAUAAUUCUAGUCUCAUCAAGCAGUGUAAAUAACGUUAUUCUACAGAUGAUGUUUUGUUUGAGAAAAAUGUUAAAAUAUAUCCCUUCGAAGGUUGAAAAUACAAAAGCAGAGAGAAAUAACCUGAACAACACAGUAGUAAUGGAAUACUACUAAAGCAGACUCCUGAUUAUAUUAUAUACUUAUAAAUACAAAAUAUUAUUUAUAUAAUCGUACUACCGACGAAGAUAAGUUUAAAAAAAUUAAAAGAAAACUUAAAAUAAAAUAAGAGUAAUAAUAAAUACUGUAAAAUGUUUAUUUGCUAAAUAAAAAUCACACACGUUUACACGCUUAAACUAAAAA